UGGUAUAUUUUUUUAAAUUUAAACUAUUUGGGGAAUUACUUAAAAUUUUGCAUACAAUUAAAAUGCCUCCUAUUCAAAUGACAAUUGGGCAGUUAGUCCAACUUGCUUUGGGAACACCAGACAUUACUAAAUUCAAUAUGGCACUACUUCACACUGCUUUAAAUUUUAUAAUGAAAAAACUUCAUUGCGAAGAGGACAAAAUACAGCUUGAAGGUAUAGUUUUCGAGAAACUAAAUGAUCGAUUGGAAUCAUCACUAAUCUCUGCAAUACCAAUCAUAAAUGAAGGCAUUGACAUAUUCACACCAAACCUAAAAUUGUUAGAUGAGAUAGAUGAAUGCAUACAAAGCGCAGAAAAUAAACUUAAUUUUCACGUUAUUGAUUCCUGUUAUAAAAAUAUGGAAAAUAUAGAGGGUUUACAUACCAUUGUUGACAAAGAAAGCGAAAUAGCAGUCUCUUUACUUCAGAAUGAAGAUUUUUUAAAAUGGCUUUGUCGCACUCUCACUGCACCAACAGUAGAUCGUUUAAACGUUAUUGGAAAAAAAAUCGAUCAUUUGGGUUCAGAAUUCUAUUCAUUUAGCUAUCGAAUCAGUGAAGAAUAUGCGGACGCAAAACUUCUUCCAAUUGUAUUGCAAAAAUUAUAUAACCUAAAAAAUCUGAUUGCAAACAAUCAUAAAAACUUUAUAUCUGCUAUGACGGAAUUACAUUGGAUUUUGAAUGCAAAAAUGGAUGUGUCACAUAUACCCCCAUUUAAAAAGGAGUUUUUUGCAGCACUAAAGGAAAUCGAUGACAUGUUAAAAGACAUGAAGAUUGGCAAAGCUGCUGGUGUAAUUCAGCAUUGUAAGAAUCUUGAUCACACCACUGUCAUUACUGAGGAAGUUGAAACUAGUAGUGACGAAGAAAAUAUGUCGGUAGAAACGAAAUUAUCUGAAAUCAACAAUGAUGUAUUACUUAACGAAAAAGCUGAGUGUGGUUGCGGAGAAGAGAAGGAAGAUGAUAUAAUAUUUCUUAAGGGAACUGAUGACACAAUUUAUCGCAUUGGAUAAUAAACGAAACGCACUCUAAAUA
This is a messenger RNA of Teleopsis dalmanni, 1065 nucleotides long. RefSeq lists its product as uncharacterized. The transcript has a single exon. Lineage: Eukaryota; Metazoa; Arthropoda; Insecta; Diptera; Diopsidae. The record is from RefSeq and is a predicted model, not a curated record. The coding region runs from base 63 to 1043 and encodes 326 amino acids.